This is a messenger RNA of Portunus trituberculatus (swimming crab), 5835 nucleotides long. RefSeq names its product cubilin-like. NCBI's taxonomy places the organism in Eukaryota, Metazoa, Arthropoda, Malacostraca, Decapoda, Portunidae. Gene Ontology annotation, molecular function: serine-type endopeptidase activity. The record is from RefSeq and is a predicted model, not a curated record.
AGACCUUCACACCCUCACGCCGCCUCAUGGACCCAGCGUAAGAAAAAGUACUGCCUCAGAACUUUCAAGAUUAGAAUUGUGGAGAAACUUGCAGAAUAUCGCAAUUGGCUUCAAGAUGAAGACUGAAAGGAUUGUUAAGAGAGUGUGUUUGCUUCUAUUGUGUUUGAUGGUGGGGAGAGUGUGUCCCGGGCCGCCUAGCGAAGACUCAGCUGUGACUUUCGAACGUCUUUGGAAAGAAGGCAAAAGCGUUAAUGACCCUUCAACUUUCAUCAGAUUUCUUCCAACAUUUCUCGUUAACGACAGAGCGAGGAUAGGAAACGACAAUGACGAUGAUACUGGAGUGACAAACAAAGAAGUUGCAGUCAACAUUGGAGACCUCAAUGAGAAUACACAUGCCCUGAAGCAAAUGGUGAUUGAGAAAGCCUUAGGAAUCAAAGGACGUUCUUCUCAAGAAAGAGAUGUGGCCGCUGUCUGUAACGAGCUCGUUACCAACGAAGAGUUUUACCUUCACUCUCCAGGAUACCCGGAAAAUUAUCCUCCAAACAUGACCUGCAGAUACGAAAUUCUCCGCCGCCACCCGAAUGUGUGCGGUGUGGUGUUUACCGUACUGCGCCUCGACCUAGCCGGUCCUUUUGAGUUUCCGUCUAACCAAACUGAUCGUCUGGAUGAUGAGGACAGGCGUGGCGUGUGUCCCGGCGACAGCCUGGUUAUCGACAGCGUCGUGUACUGCGGGAGGUACCAGCGGGGCAAAACAGCCACUUUUACAUUCACCUCGCCGCUGAUGACAGUGGAAUUCAAAAGUGGAGCUGGUCACGGUGCUUCAGGGUUCCUGCUACAGGGGCGGCAGGUGACCACGUGCCGCCAGCCUCGCAGCCUGGGUCCACCAUUGGUGUCCUCCGUACCUUGCAACAGGAGGGUGGAGGGUGCCAGCUUCGUGGUGAAAUCACCGGGGUAUCCAGAGCAGUACUCGCACAACCUGGAAUGUCGCUACACGAUUGUGCGAUCUGGCCCUGAUGUAUGCGGCCUGCAGCUGGUCGUGCAGGGCUUCAUUGUGGAGGACGGCAGCUGCAUGUUUGACUAUCUAGAGGUGCAAGGCCAGCGACUGUGUGGCACUCUGCCUCCUGGCUUUACUCGUCAUUUUGACUUCGAGGAUGAUGAAGUUAUAAUCCGUUUUCGAUCUGAUGAGUCAACCAAGAGACCUGGCUUUGUGAUCAGAGGACAGCAGACACCAUGCAUGGAGCCUUCACCAGUUCAGUCCUCCCUCAGCCAGUCUCCCCCAGGCAGAAUAGAAAAUCAACCUCAGUCCACGUCUUCACAAACUACCACACAGUCACAGAGCAGCUCGUCACCAUCUCCCGGUAUCAAUACAGCCACUGCGAACCAGACAGAUGCCCAUAUUAAUUACAUUCUCUCUAUCUUGGACCGCCAUCCGCACCCAACAGGAAGAGAAGACGGGCUAGAAGGUCGAAACAUAUCUGACGAGGAUUUCACUGAGCUAGACUUGGGGCUGGUGACGUUUAGGGAACCUGAUGAAGAUCAUACAAAUGCCGACCAAAACAUACCUGGCUCUCCGGACUUCAAUCCCUUCACAGGAGAAGGUCUUACGCCGACGCUCCCAACCACCUCAACAGAUUUAUUCACCAUACCAACAGAUCUUCCAACCAUUCCAACUGAUCUCUCGACUCUACCGACAGAAUUUCCUACCUUCCCAACAGAUUUUUCGACCAUCCCCUCAGAUUUUCCAACAACUGUAAACUUUCCCUCGACAAGCAGUUUCCCAACAUUGACUAGUGACUGUGACCAACUGAUAACCGCCGUCACUACUGACAUCGAGAGCCCUAAUUAUCCAAACAAUUAUCCAGUGUCGAGUCAGUGCGCUUACGUGGUGGGCAGAGCGUCCGAGAGCGUGUGCAGGCUUGAGGUGAAUUUCCUGGACGUGGACCUUCCCUCCCAGGAUCCCAUCACCAGUGAGUGUACCGGAGACUAUGUGAGCGUGGACGGCACCAGGUUUUGUGGUACUUUCCAGAACCGCAUAGUAACAAUUAACUUCCCUGAUCAGACCGUCACGUUGUCAUUCUCCUCGGAUGCCUCAGUAACUGGCCGAGGAUUUAAGUUAAGGGUAACUCAGUUGAGCGAUGGCUGUGGCGGCCCCGUGCAGCCUCCUAUCCUUCCGGGGCAGUGUGACACCACGACCCAGCAGGCUGCCUUCUUUCUACUCAGUCCGGGUUACCCUGUGCGCUACCCGCCCUCCACGGAGUGCGUCACCACCGUCCUCCGAUCCUCCCAGGACGUCAACAGUUUGGUCCUGGAGUUGGUGGACUUCGAGCUGGGAACCACGCUGGGUUGCGCCGGAGACUACCUGGAGCUGGGGGGAGAGCGGCUGUGUGGACUGCUAACCGGCCAAACCAGAACUGUGCCUUUCGUGGGGAACUCUGUCACCAUAAAGUUUCAUUCAGAGGCUAAUCUUGGUGUUGGCGGACGAGGUUAUCGCAUCCGAGUAGGUCAGUCCAGCACCUCUGUCAUACCCAACGGAUGCGGCAGCUUGGUGACCACUCCUUCUGCCUCUCUCCAGUCACCCAGCUACCCUAAUUCUUACCCGCCAAACGCCGACUGUCGCUAUGUCAUCAACAAAGUCUCGAGUGAUAUAUGCCAGUUGCAGAUGAAGAUCCUGGACAUGGAUAUAGAAAAUGGUGUGGGAUGUGGGCGAGACUACCUUCAGGUGGGCGUACAGGAACGUUUAUGUGGGCGGAGAAUCCCUGGUGAAAUUCGCAAGUAUCACUUCACCAACAGGCAAAUGACUCUUCUCUUCCACUCCGAUGUGUUUGGGUCAGCGGGGUUCAGGAUUGAGAUACGUCAAGUCAGCUGUGGACAUUUUAAGCCUAUGUAUCCUUAUUACCCAACCCACCGACCUCACCAUCACCACCACCACGGUCACCACCACCAUCAUCACAACAACGGGCCCAAGAAGCCUAUCUACACUCAUCAUCAUCGUCCAUGGUGGAAGCCCAAUCCUCACUGGCGUCCCCGUUACCCCGGCCACCAACACAGCAGCUCCUAUACACAGCAAACCACACCUUGUCCUUACUUUCCUCCCGUCACGCCUCAAUGGCCUCACACAACUCCUCGCCCUAUAUUCCCUCCUCCAACUACUAUUCCCACCUUACCAACCACCAUUCCAUCCUCGACCAUCCCUACUAUACCCACCGUUACCCCUGUACGUUUUAUUCCCCAACCAAUCCCUGCAAUCGACGCUUCCUCUUCCUCGGCUGUUAAUAGACCGAAUGAAGAAAGCGAGAGAGAUGGCAAGAGAGAGGCAACUUUGAGCAAUGAUAGACUGUGUCAUCAGGCGGUGGACUCAGAUCGCUUCACUCUGCACAGUCCUGGCUAUCCAGCACCUUAUUACACUAAUGCUCGUUGCUUCUACUCCAUCGUCAGGGGAAGCGCCACUGUGUGUGGAGUGGAGCUGGUCGUUGAUGAGUUCGACAUAGAGAGAAGUCCGAACUGCGGAGUGGCGUAUCUGGAGGUGGCAGGACGUCGUUACUGUGGUUCUCUAGACCGUGGCGUUCAGAGUGUAAUCCCCUUCAAUUCAACGCAGCCCAUCAUCCUCGAGUUUGUAGCGGGUCGGUACAGCAGCGGCAAGGGUUUCAGUCUGAGAGGACGCCGGGUUUUAUGUUCUGAAGCGAAGGGUACAGACUCUCGGCCAGCUGAAGUGGUAGAACAGGGGCGGCGGCGUCCACAUAGCGGUGGAGAACGGUCCCACAAAAACACGAGGGUCACGUUACCGAGGACGGAGGAAACGGGAGAGGCAGAAUGGCUGGACCAUUUCAUGGAAGACGGAGACAUGGUGCUGCAUUGGGUCGGUCCAGGAGGUCCAGUAUUUAGCCCGCUGCUGGACAAGCAGGUUCCUUCCUGAUUAAUAUUCUCAGCAAAUAAACAAUAAAUGUGAGGAACAGUACGUGCAUGUGUACAUGAAGUGGAUGAGCGCAAUACUUUACAGGUUAUACAAGUUUCGCCAAAGGAAGGAGAAAAUGAGAUAAGCGUUUCGUGUUUCUUUUUUUAUUGUUAUUACUAGGUAGUUCCUCUUUUUAUAGAUUAUAGAAUUUUAACAAACCAGGCAUUCUAUUAAACAUCUUUGGAUGCACUCUUUGCUUCCAAAAUUAAAUCAUGCUUUGUUUCUAUAUUCCACACUUGCCGUUUGUCGUGAUGUGAGUACAACACGAAUUAAAUCAAAGCAUACUUUUUCGUCUUUGUUAUUUACUGAAAUAUAGUAGUGCUGUAACUUCAGUAUGUAUGAAUGUAGGUUACAUGUAUAGAUCAAUUCUGUAAGCCACACCCACCCUCGCCAAGGCCUCUUAGGAUGCGGCCUGUGAAUGGAAUUAAUGAUAUCACACACGCGCAUGCAGGACUCGAUGACGAGAGUAAUUAUUCUCUUCUUCAGUGACACUCAACGGUUUCCUUCUUUUACAUUAAACAUUAUUAGUUUGCCUUUUAUUCAAUGGAAAUCUAGAAUAGAAACUUUACACCUCGUCUGUCAUUGAAACAGCUUCUAUGAAGUUAAAUCGUCUCGCAAGUUUUUCUCGUACUCUGCCAGUUAUUAGCUCUGGACAGAGUGGGACCUUUAAUGGUGAAUAUGUAUAUUUCCUGUAAUGGAGAUCCCCACUCAUACUGCCCUUUUGAAAACGGCAAAAUCAAAAGUAUCUCGUCUUAUCAGCUCCUUACCUCCAAGACUACCUUCGUUCCCUCUUUCUCUGCUGCAAAGUUUUGUCUCUUUCGAGUGUCUUUGUUAUUUGAAUGCUAAUUUAUAUGUUUUAGUCAUGCUAACUUCCAUGCCUCUCCCCUUUCUACCGCCUCAUCGCACAUGACACUAUACUGUCUCUCAUGCAUUUAUUUCUAUUUGUUUAAAGCAAAAGUUAAUCAUUAAAGUUAAUUAUCAUAUUUCAUCUUUGCUGGUAAGCACUGGAACUCGAGCCCUGCCUUCUGUAUUUCCUCCUGCCACUGAUUUUCUUUUUUCAAGAUUAUUUCAAGAGGAAAGUUUCAGAUAACUUUGGAUUUGCAUUGUAGCUUUUCUUAAGUAAUUGCUGAUUGGCAUAUCUCUCUCUCUCUCUCUCUCUCUCUCUCUCUCUCUCUCUCUCUCUCUCUCUCUCUCUCUCUCUCUCUCUCUCUCUUCAGUUGUCCUUCUUAAAAAAUCUACAUGGUACAAAAUAAACCGGCACUGUAGAGCAAUAUUGCACUUCUUGCUUUUCUUGUGACUUUCCUGGCUGGCGCAACGACUGCUGCUUCAAUCCUUAAUUAUAAUUUUUCUCCAUAAUAGCUGUGUUGUGAACCAAACCACUUCUGUAUUCUGUGGCUGUGUGGCAUGAAUCUUUCGAACCCAGAGAUUAACAGUAGGGUAAAUGACCUGUAUUUAUGUGAUUAAUUAAAUUGUUUGAUAUGAUUGUAUUUGUCUACCUAGGUCAGCGCAGCGCAUUGAAUUCUUAUUUAUUAUCAUUUGUUUAUUUUUUUUAUUCCCUGGACAAGCUUCGAGCCUUGGUAAAGUCUACAUAGAAGAUUUCUACCGAGGAGGAGGAGGAGGAGCAGGAGGAGGAGGGAAAGUUGGCUGAUAAAUGAUGAUAUAGUAGCAGGUGGGAGUUAUUUUCUUGUAUCUCUAUAUAAAAAUAUGGUGAAAGGCAUGAAAGUGGUUUAGAGGUUAAUAUUUCUAGAAAAAAAAUGAAAGAAAGAAAAGACAAAUCAGGAAUGAAAUGUAAUGGAUUAAAAGGUUCAACAAUGUGAAACAAUAUAAAAAUUAUCAGUACAUAGCAAAAUGUAAUAUUAGUGAAUAAACUCCUUUAUUCCUUA